Molecule: messenger RNA, 1009 nt
Organism: Carassius carassius (crucian carp)
Lineage: Eukaryota; Metazoa; Chordata; Actinopteri; Cypriniformes; Cyprinidae
Product: histone H1-like
Exons: 1
Coding region: 6-701 (231 amino acids)
Biological process (GO): nucleosome assembly
Cellular component (GO): nucleosome
Molecular function (GO): DNA binding; structural constituent of chromatin
Source: RefSeq, a predicted model, not a curated record
AUGGCAUGUUUAAGAGCGCGAGCGGAGCGCGAAAGUCUAUCAUUACUGAACAAAGCGUUCGAAAGACUACAGAUCCAUUAAUAGAGAUGGCAGAAACCGCCCCAGCUGCAGCUGCCCCGCCGGCCAAAGCGCCCAAGAAGAAGUCCGCCGCUAAAGCCAAGAAAGCAGGUCCAGCUGUCGGUGAUCUGAUCGUUAAAGCCGUGUCCGCAUCCAAGGAGAGGAGCGGCGUGUCUCUCGCUGCUCUGAAGAAAGCUCUCGCUGCCGGCGGCUACGACGUGGAGAAGAAAAACUCCCGCAUCAAGCUCGCCAUCAAGAGCCUGGUGACUAAAGGCAUCCUGCUGCAGGUCAAAGGAACCGGCGCCUCUGGAUCCUUUAAGAUCAGCAAGAAGGAGACCGAGACCAAGAAGAAGCCGGCGAAGAAAGCGGCUCCUAAAGCCAAGAAGCCCGCGGCCAAGAAACCCGCUGCUGCCAAGAAGCCCAAGAGCGCAGCGGCAAAGAAGCCCGCCGCUAAGAAAUCCCCCAAGAAGGUCAAGAAACCCGCUGCCGCCGCUAAGAAGGCCACCAAGAGCCCCAAGAAGGCGAAGAAGCCCGCGGCGCCCAAGAAAGCAGCCAAGAGCCCCAAAAAAGCCAAGACCGCCAAACCCAAGACAGCGAAGCCUAAAGCUGCCAAGCCUAAGAAGGCAGCUCCCAAGAAGAAGUAAACACUGCUGUUUUAUUCCCCAACGGCUCUUUUCAGAGCCACCCACAAACUUGAAACAAAGAGCAGUUUACUUUAUGGAAGUAAAGUUAGUAUAAGAAAUGUAAGUAUACUGUAUCACCAUUGUAAUUUAAAAUCUACACGAUUCAUAAAAUGGCAGACACAACAUGACAGUAAUCCAUCACCAACACAAUAAAUAACUGAGCAAUAAAUACGAUAUUUAUAAGAUCUUAAGACCACGGGUUUGCGACCAGUUUUACUGCUUCCUUAUGUUCACUGAAAUCAAUGGUCAACUAUAGUCUUAUCCACAUU